Messenger RNA from Tetranychus urticae (two-spotted spider mite), 2947 nucleotides. The record is from RefSeq and is a predicted model, not a curated record. NCBI's taxonomy places the organism in Eukaryota, Metazoa, Arthropoda, Arachnida, Trombidiformes, Tetranychidae.
UUUUAAUUUUUAUUGUUUAUUCCUCAAGUGGAUUUAAAAAUUAGUUAAUUCAACUCUUCAGUUUUGUCAUCAUAGUUAAACUUCAUUUCUAAUUUAUGAUUACAGCUCAAAUCAUUUACAUGUUUGUUGACAGCUGUAUUUAAUUUUCUCAAUCAUUAUGUUUCAACUUGUGUAGUGAAUUGGUUUCAAAUGGAGGAACCAAAUUGGUGUAACAAUUGGAAAUUUGUUGUUAUAUUUUCAUGGAGAUAAAUUUUCAACUUUUUUCUUAAUAAUUUGCUUUCUUGAAACAAACCAUACAUAUUAUUUUUAAAGAUGUUUAACAAAAUUAAAGGAGCCUUUAUUAAUGCUGUUAAUAAUCUUGAUGGACAAUUGGAUCCUAUUGCAAUGUCUAGUGAUCCAUAUGUUGGCUCUUCUCGAUCCGGUGAAAGUGCAGCUCUUGGAAAGCCAAUGUUUGCUUUACCAUCUAAUUUAAAGCGUAUCAGCAAAGGACCUGUUCUAAAAUAUAGAUAUACAAGACCACAUUUUCUUCAGUUGAAUUCAGACGAUGAAAUACAAGUUUCUGCUGACCAAAUUAUACGACCAAUCAUUGUUCCUCGUGAUAUUGCUAAACUUUCAUGGAACUCUGGCUAUGCUGAGGCUGUGAAUGCUGGUAAAAGUCAGCGUAAUGAAGAUCAAGCCGCUAUUCAUAAAGGUUUGCUUCGAGCUGUCAUAUCAAAAGAAGUGAUUCAAAAUAAAAUUGCUGAUAUGAUCUCUAUCAGAAAAAUCUCAGUUAGACCAGCUUAUAAAAUGGCUCCGAAACCUGUUUCAGCACCUGUCUCUCAAAAUAUAUCAAAAACUUCAGAUGCUGCGACAAAAAAGAUUGGUAAUAUUAAAGAAGAAAAUUUACCAACAAUCGACAAUUCUCAAUCCGACGAAGUUAAGCCUUCAAUAGUCAAAGUUGAACCUGGAAUUGAAGAAGUAACGUCUACCGAUAGUAAUGUUUCCGAGGGAUCUCUGUUGAACGGAACUCCGGAUGACUUAUUAUCACCAUCAACUCCUUUACCAUUUUCCUCCAUCUUACCAGCUGAAUCAGAACCAAUUCCCACUCUCGUCGUAUCUUCUAUUGCUCCUUCAGUGGACAAAGAUAACCUAUCACAAGUCGAAGAUUCAUUACCAUAUGUCUACUUUGGUUUGUUCGAUGGACAUGCCGGCUCUGAUGUUGCGGUUGCUGCUGCCUAUAGGCUCCAUAAAAUCGUUCAUGACAAACUUUCAAGCAUAGCAGAUCUUCUUAUUACUUUUGGAAUCGAAGAAAACGCAUUCCAAGGCGAUGCUGAUUUGAAAUUUGCAACUGAAAACACCAAAGGUGUAAUAUAUCAACCAAGUUUUCCUCCAGACACGUACUUUUCUGUACAUGACCCAGUUAAAGAUAAAACAGUUUCAGUUGACAACCUAAUCUCUGGAGCUCUUGAAAAGGCAUUUUGGGAUAUGGACCAAGAGAUUGAAAGAGAUAAAAUUAAUUAUUAUAUGCGAGGAGGUUGUACAGCUUUGGUGUCUCUUUUUAUUCUCGGUAAACUUUAUGUUGCCAACGCCGGUGACAGUCGUGCUAUAGUUCAUAAAAAUGGGGAAGUAAUACCAAUGUCUUUUGACUUCACUCCAGCAUCGGAAAGAACAAGGGUCAAGUAUUUGGGUUUGUUGCGUCCUGACUUUUUAGGCAAUGAUUUUACUCAUUUAGAGUUUAUAAGACGUCCUCUCAGAAAAGAUCUUGGUAAAGAGUUGUUGUACAGAGAUGCAUACAUGUCUGGAUGGGCUUAUAAAACUGUUAAACCUGAAGAUUUGAAGAUUCCUUUAAUUCAUGGCGAAGGGAAAAGAAGUCGUGUUGCUGCAACAAUUGGUGUUACUCGUGGUUUUGGAGAUCAUGAAUUGAAAGCAGCACAUGGUGAUAUUUACAUUAAACCAUUCCUUACUUGUCAACCUGAAGUUAAAAUUCUCGAUCUCGAGACAGAAAACUUAACUGAUGCAGAUGUGCUCAUCAUGGGAACUGAUGGAUUGUGGGAUGUUACUUCCAAUCACAAAGCGGCUGAAAUUGUUCAAAAAGCAUUGGAUCAUUUUCCUGCUAAUGAUGUUCAACGGUUCAAGUAUAGAUAUAUUUCAGCAGCUCAGGAUUUAGUUAUGCAUUCUAGAGGCAAAUCCAAGGAUAAUGGAAGUUGGAGAACUCAAAAUGAAGAACCAGCAACCAUUGAUGACAUAAGUACUUUUGUGAUCCCUCUGAAACCUUAUCAACAAGAAUAUGUUAAAUGGAAAGAAGCACGAAGGUUGGUUCGAUCACAAAACGGUAAUCCUUCGACAAGUAAACCUGAUUCUUUAGGGGAACAAUUAGAGUCUACGAAACUUAAUCCAAAAUAAUCUCAGCAAUUUCUUUUGAGUACUUUCAAUCUUUCUUUUUAUUGAAUUAAUCUAAAGUUUGUUUCUUUUUAUAAUUUGUGCUCUUGAUUAUUUAUUAUGGCUAUUCAUUUAAAAUUUCAAUCGUUUCUCAUAUCCUAAUCACUUGUUCAUAUUUACACAAUUUAAUAGGUUUUCUUUUCUACUUGUAAAUUUAUUUUCUACCAUUGAUUGGGCUCACUUUCCACAUGACAUUACCUCACCUCAGCCGUGACUUUGUUUUCAAAAAUAACCAAACAUUUUCAACGAUCUUUAUAACUGUUUCAUUGCAAUAAUUGGACAAUUUUGCGGCUAAAAAUCGUUUGAAAUUUCACCAAAUUUAUUUGCUAUUGCGAUAAUUACAAUCUUAAAGUUAUUCCCACAGUUAUUGUGAUUGUCUUACCAACUGUACUCAUAAAUUGAUCAAUUCAAAAUGGCAAAUCCAUGAUUUAAAAGUUUAGUUUACCAAGUAUUUAAUAUUUUCAUAAAUUAUAUCAAUCCGAAUUCAAUUAUCACAACUGUAUGUAAUUAAAAGACACGAAUGCUAGCU